Molecule: messenger RNA, 2544 nt
Organism: Lepisosteus oculatus (spotted gar)
Lineage: Eukaryota; Metazoa; Chordata; Actinopteri; Semionotiformes; Lepisosteidae
Source: RefSeq, a predicted model, not a curated record
CUGGCCGGCCGGUUUAUUUUAUGUGGUCUGGGAUGAAAAAUCAGGCUCUUCAGAUAAGCGAUGAUGUUCCUUUUAUGUCUCUGUUCAGCUCCCCUCCCCCAUCCCUGUUUUCCUUAUGGGGAGCUUCCUGAUCUGUGCAUGAGGUGUUAGCGUGGAGCUGUGUAAUAGGAUAGAAGGGUCUUGUUUACCUCUGCCGGAAACAGGAGAGCCAGCUCCAUCUUGGGCUCCUUGCUGGCCCUGCUGGACUGAGGGAUCAGAGCAGCACUGUCCCAUUACAGCCCAGAACUGAACUGAAUCCAGGGACAGGACCCUGAUAAACCGGUUGGUUGCCAUGGAAGUGGGUUGUAGGAGAGUGCUGGCCUGGUUUUAGCUGCUGAACCUCUGUGCUGUGCGUAAUGCUGUAAAGGUUAGGAUGCCCUACAGCAAAACCUUGUGCAACAUGCCUAAAUUAGCUUACAGUGGCCACAGCCUGCUAUGAGGUACAUCAUUCAACCUCCCUGCCCCUGUGUUAGUCUGGCUCAUAUACGUCAAAUGUGCAUUGCCAGUUGUUUGUAGUUUGUAGAGUCCUAAAGUGCCAGCUGAAUUAAUAAUUGGUCACUUGGAUGACACUUCUAUCCCAUAGCAACUUGCAGGGGUUAGAGUUUGAGCUCUGCCAUCACCAGCUGCUGCUGCAUAGAUCCACCUAUUACAAUAGGCCCUGGGUUCUCCAAUCCAGUCCAUGGAUCAUCUGAUUCAUUGAAUCGCCAUCGCAUGCCGAGUCACGAGAGAGAGAGGCGUCCCGCGAGUAAAGCAAACAUCAGCCUCCCUGCCAAGAGAGAGGAGGUGGGUCAUCAGGUCUGGUGCCGUUCGCAGGUCCUCUAGAUGGAGAGGGGACAAACUGUCCGUGUUUGUGCCCAGAUAACUGCCCCUGCUGACGAAUGUGUGGUCAUGGGCUGGAGAGUUCUAGACGUUCUGGUCUCUCGCAGGACCAGGACUCCGGUCGGGAACAGCCGAGGCGGGAGGCCCUUCUGGGAAUGUCCUCCGAGCCGCCAUCUCCGGGGCAGGACCCCUGUCCCUCGUCCCCGCUGUCCCCCCUCUCCCCCAGCUCUCUCCGCCUGCCGGACGGGGGCCGCCCCCGGGACCGCUCCCCCUCGCCCAUGCGGGGCUACCUGAUCCCCAGCCCCCUGCCCACCCGCCGGUCUCGGACCUGCUCGGCGGCGGCGCGGGCCGCGGAGGGCCCCGUGUUCCCCGGCGUCUGCAAGUGCUUCUCGCGAUCCAAGGGUCACGGCUUCAUCACCCCGGCCGACGGCGGCGCCGACAUCUUUGUCCACAUCUCGGAUAUCGAAGGAGAGUAUGUGCUGGUGGAGGGCGAUGAGGUCACCUACAAGCUCUGCUCCAUCCCACCCAAGCAUGAGAAGGUCCAGGCCGUGGAGGUCAAGAUCACCCACCUGGCACCGGGAGCGAAGCACGAGACAUGGUCAGGGACAGCGACCUUCAUCCCGAAGCCCUUUCUCCAGCGCAAGUAGGCUUGGAAGACUGACCACGCCUUGUGGAUUUUGUACAGCCCAGUUAGAUGUGCAAUCUCGGCCUUUUGCAAGAUGUGCCUUUCAGGACCAGAUUUAGAACUGACCGUGAGAUUUCCAUGAGGGGAGUCCACUUCUUAAUGUUGCUGUUCCCCAGGUUCAGCCCCCGACUAAUCUCCUACCCUGCUUGGUAGAAUUCGACUUAUUGUACUGUAAUGUAGGCUUUACUCUCUCUUUUUUUCCUUCAAAAUAUCUUUGCCCUUUCCCAUUUUCUGUAGCUCUGAGAAUAGCCAUUCCAAAUGUGUUUUACCUUUGGGAACAGUCUUAUUUGUCUUGCUCCCAAGUGGAUGCUUUCUGGAAAUGGAUAUAAAGAAAGCUAAUGGAAACUUUUAGAACAGCCCUCGCUAUCUAUAAGAAAGCACUAAAGGUGUUAUUUUCACAGUUGUUCACCAUCACCCCUUUCUUGAAUUGAUUUCUGCCAUUGUCCAUCAAGCUCUUGGUGUACAUCAAAGUAUUACCUUGUUUUUAAAGUUCUUUGGGUUUCUCUGCUUAUCUGGCUUAUUAUCAGAGUACUAUUUUCUGACAUGUGCUUUCAGUUCACGUGUCAUAAUGAAAACUCUGCAUUGCCUAGUAAUUGGUAAUACAUUUCCAGUUUUUCUUAAACUACUUGUUAACCUGAAUAUUGGGUUAAGGGCCCCAAGAAAGUCAGAUAGUCAAGCAUCUUUCCUUUUGUAUCCAUAACUUGAGGGAGGUAAUUUAAAAAAUUAAAAUUGAACAGUGUGCUUUGUUUGAAAAAUGACAAAAGAAAGUGUUGUGUUUCUCUCUUAGUAGAGGAGUAAACCCCUUUAUACAGCUACAAGUACAUCAGUAUAUUAUCUGCAGAUUGUAUGACCAGUUUUGCUCUUUUGUUAAAGGGCUGUUAACUAUCUUCUUUGUGGAAAGGUUUACCUAGCCUUAAGUUUUCUUUCAUUCUAGCAGAGUUAAAGCAUUGCUCUGUGAAAUACUAUGAAUGCAGUGGUUUGAAUAAAGUCAGCUUGCAAAU